Nymphaea colorata (pocket water lily) is the source of this 1269-nucleotide messenger RNA. RefSeq lists its product as uncharacterized. The record is from RefSeq and is a predicted model, not a curated record. The coding region runs from base 1 to 1269 and encodes 422 amino acids. Gene Ontology annotation, molecular function: zinc ion binding; nucleic acid binding. The transcript is spliced from 3 exons. Lineage: Eukaryota; Viridiplantae; Streptophyta; Magnoliopsida; Nymphaeales; Nymphaeaceae.
AUGAUGGAAGAUCAAGGCAUCUGGGAGGCAGUCGAGCCGACGACCGGUGUGGCUGUCGACACGAUGAAGGACAAGAAGGCGAGGUCACAUCUUCUCCAAGCCCUCCUGGAGGAUCUCCUAAUGCAGGUGGCAAAGAAGGCAAUGGUGAAGGAGAGCGACUUUGAUGCCAUGCAAAUGCAAGAAGGAGAGAUGUUGGAUCAGUAUGCGGGUAGACUCACCGGAAUGUCCGUCAAGUAUGCCAACUUGGGGGGGACCCUGAGCAACGCCGCCCUAGUGAAGAAGCUGUUUGAUACUGUUCCAAAUCGAUUUCUGAGCGUAAUCGCUGGCAUAAAGCAGUUUUGCGACCUCGACACUAUGUUGUUUGAAGAGUCCAUGGGACGACUCAAGACCUACGAAGAAUGCUCGCAUCCCCAAUCAUUGGGUACCGGUGGCAACGGUGAUGCUCAACUACUUCUCACCCAGGUCGAGUGGGAGGCACGGCAGAAGAGAAGCGGCGGUGACCCAUCAUUGAACCGAAAGGAGAGGACUCAUGGGGAAGGAGGGGUUCGCAGCCGGGGUGGACGCGGACACGGCAGAGGGUGUUGGAGAGGCAUACACUGCGACUUUCCACUCAAGGAUAGAGCAGGUGGCUCUGGGGGUGGUGGCCGUGACAAGAGUCACAUCCGUUGCUUCAAUUGUGACGAAUUGGGGCAUUACGUGAACCGAUGCAAGGCUCUCAAGAAGAAGGAGGAGGCGCAUCUCACACAAGUUGACGACACGGGGCCAGCCCUGCUGCUUGUAGAGUUGGAAGAAGUGGUGUCUGCAGCACUUGAGCGACCAGAUUGGCAGGAACAGCAGGAUGUCGUCCUGCUGAAUGAAGAACAGGUAUGGUCGAAACUACAUGGGACCAAGCACGGCAUGGAAACUACUGAUGUGUGCUACCUAAAUAACGGUGCCAACAACCACAUGACCGGAAACAAGGUCAAGUUUCGCGAGUUGGACGAGGCAAUCACUAGAAAGGUGAAGUUCGGCGAUGGUUCAUCGAUGCAGAACAUGGGUAAGGGCUCAAUUCUUUUUAGAUGCAAAAAUGAUGAUCAGUGGCUGCUUCAGGAAGUAUACCAUAUUCCAAGGCUUCGCAGCAACAUCGUGAGUCUCGAGCAACUCACCGAGGCAGGCCACAAGGUGGUUAUGGAUGAAGGUGAACUGGAGGUGUUUGUCAAAAAUCCAUGGCAGCUGAUCAUGAAGGCUCAGAACAAAAGACCAAGCAUGCUCGGCGUUCAUGAGGAUUAA